Molecule: messenger RNA, 2421 nt
Organism: Xenopus tropicalis (tropical clawed frog)
Lineage: Eukaryota; Metazoa; Chordata; Amphibia; Anura; Pipidae
Gene: exoc7
Product: exocyst complex component 7
Exons: 20
Coding region: 109-2304 (731 amino acids)
Biological process (GO): exocytosis
Cellular component (GO): exocyst
Molecular function (GO): phosphatidylinositol-4,5-bisphosphate binding
Source: RefSeq, a predicted model, not a curated record
GGCGGAAGUGAAGCAUGUUGACAUCUGAUGUCAGAAUCCGAAAGGAAGGGCGGAGGAGUUGAACCUAAAAUAUUUGGAUAUUAGCUGCAAAUAAUUUCUUAAGAAAAAAUGAUCCCCUCGGAGGAUAGCUCCGCCAGGAAGAAGACUAUAGAGGAAAAGCUUAAGCAGGAAGAGGAAACCUUAGCCUUCAUCAAGGAGAGCCUGGAGAAGAGCGAUCAGCUGACAAACAAUAUGGUCUCCAUCCUGUCUUCUUUUGAGAGUCGGCUGAUGAAACUAGAGAAUUCCAUUAUUCCCGUGCACAAACAAACAGAGACCCUGCAGCGGCUGCAGGAAAAUGUCGAUCGUACCCUGUCCUGCUUGGACCAUGUCAUCAGCUACUACCAUGUUGCCACGGAAACUGAGCGCAUCAUCAAAGAAGGACCCUCGGGAAGGCUAGAGGAAUACCUGGGCUGCAUUGCAAAAAUCCAGAAGGCUGUGGAAUAUUUUCAAGACAACAACCCAGACAGCCCUGAGUUAAACAGAGUGAAAUCCCUGUUCGAGAGGGGGAAGGAGUCUUUGGAUACUGAGUUCCGGAGUCUCCUGCAGAGAUACAGCAAACCGGUGCCCCCCAUCCUCAUUCUAGACCUGAUUGGAACAGAGGAGGAGCUGGAGGGCCAGGAGGAGGCUGUUCUAGAACACCUACCUGAGGGAAUCCUGCAGGAUGUCAUACGCAUCUCUAAAUGGCUGGUGGAGUACGGGAGGAACCAGGAUUUCAUGAAUGUGUACUACCAGAUCCGCUCUAGCCAGCUGGACCGCUCCAUUAAAGGCCUGAAGGACCAUCUACGUAAAAACAGCUCUUCCUCUGGCAUAACCUACUCUCCUGCUGUACAGAACAAAAGGAAGGACACCCCCACCAAGAAACCAGCCAAAAGGCCAGGCACUAUCCGCAAGGCUCAGAACCUCCUCAAACAAUACUCUCAGCACGGGCUGGAUGGGAAAAAGGGAGGGUCCAGUCUCGGAGUCCUUGAAGGUAAUUUGCACGUUUCUCCACUGAUCCGGCUUUCUUUCUCCAAUCUGAACCUUCUGCUCAGAGAUUUAAAACCAGGUCUUGAGCAAGAAUCACGUGGCCGAUACCACGGAGAGGCCGUGGGAGAGAAACACGGCCCGGCCUCUGGGAAGGAGGAUGCCCUUGAUCUAGAGACUGACACCUACAUCUACUGCAUCAGUGCCUUUGUCCGGCUAGCCCAGAGUGAGUACCAGCUGCUGACGUAUAUUAUACCGGAGCACCACCAGAAGAAGACUUUCGAUUCACUCAUCCAGGAGACCUUGGACAACCUUAUCCAGGAGGGUGAGAAUAUUGUAUCCGCUGCUAAGAAAGCCAAUGCCAGACAUGAUUUCACCUCUGUCCUGAGUAUCUUCCCCAUCCUAAGGCACCUGAAACUUACAAAGCCUGAGUUUGACAAGGUUCUCCAGGGCACCGCAGCUGGCACAAAGAACAAGCUGCCCAACCUCAUCACCUCUAUAGAGGCAACUGGUGCCAAGGCUUUAGAGGAUUUUGCAGACUGUAUAAAGAAUGAACCAAAGGAGACCAGUGUGUCAAAGGAUGGCACAGUUCAUGAGAUCACCAGCAAUGCCAUCCUGUUUCUGCAGCAGCUGCUGGAAUUUCAGGAGACAGCAGGAGCCAUGCUUGCCUCCCAAGAGAGCAGUUCUACAGCCAGCACUUAUAACUCUGAGUUCAACCGCCGCCUGCUCAGCACCUAUAUCUGUAAGGUUCUGGGGAACCUACAGCUGCGGCUCACACACAGGCUCAAGCCGUAUGAAGAUCCCGCCUUGAAAGCCAUCUUCUUGCACAACAAUUUCAACUAUAUACUGAAGUCUCUGGAGAAGUCGGAGCUGCUGCAGUUGGUCUCUGUGACCCAGAAAGAACCAGACGAUACCUACCGGGGUCACAUAGAGGCACAGAUACAGAUAUACCAGCGCAGCUGGCUGAAGGUGACGGACUAUCUGAAUGACAAGAAUAUGCCAGUGAUACAAGGGUCCAAGCUAAAAGAUAAAGAACGGCAGAUAAUAAAAGAGCACUUUAAGGGCUUCAAUGAGGGACUGGAGGAGCUCUGCAAGAUCCAGAAAUCAUGGGCAAUUCCUGACAAGCGCCAGCGCGAGCGCAUCCGUCAGGCGCAGAAGAGCAUUGUUCUGGAAGCGUAUGCAGCCUUUUUGCAAAGAUACGGCACUGGGGUAAACUUUACCAAGAACCCAGAGAAGUACAUCAAAUAUUCUGUGGAGCAGGUUGGCGAUAUGAUUGAGAAGCUGUUUGAUACAUCUGCAUAGAGCUGUUUUGUUUCUAUAUGAAACCUGUAUAUAGUUAUGUACAAAAAUAUUGUGUAUGUGUUUGUAUAUAGAAUAAGUGUCUGUCUGACUUACUAAACACUACUUGCCUGUAUGUAA